This is a messenger RNA of Neogale vison (American mink), 1315 nucleotides long. RefSeq names its product motile sperm domain containing 1 (gene MOSPD1). The transcript has 6 exons. The record is from RefSeq and is a predicted model, not a curated record. Bases 240 to 878 code for a protein of 212 amino acids. Gene Ontology annotation, cellular component: cytoplasm. Lineage: Eukaryota; Metazoa; Chordata; Mammalia; Carnivora; Mustelidae.
CGCAGCUCAUCCUCGAGGGCGGAGAGAGGUGGCAUUUGAGUCCUCCGGUAUCCCAGCAGGCAGUGCAGCCUAGAGACGCUGACAAAGGACCGGAGGAGCAGUGGCAGCUGCUUUCCGAGGAGCCGGUGUUGCCGAGAUUGCCAAAAUGCUUUGGAGUUUUUAACUAACUGACUUAAGAAAAGUCCCAACUAGAUUUGAGACUAUAAAACCGAAGCUGCAGCAAGGGCGAUUCAGUGCCAAUGCAUCAACAAAAAAGACAGCCAGAGUUAGUGGAAGGAAAUCUUCCUGUUUUUGUGUUUCCCACGGAGCUAAUAUUUUAUGCAGAUGACCAGUCAACACAUAAGCAAGUGUUGACUCUGUAUAAUCCCUAUGAGUUUGCCUUAAAGUUCAAAGUUUUGUGUACUACUCCAAAUAAGUAUGUUGUCGCUGAUUCUGCAGGUGCAGUAAAGCCUCAGUGUUGUGUGGAUAUUGUGAUCCGUCAUAGAGAUGUUCAGUCCUGUCACUAUGGUGUAAAAGACAAGUUCCGCCUCCAAGUUUCCGAGCAAAGCCAGAGGAAGGCUUUAGGAAGGAAAGAGGUGGUGGCUAUUCUUCUCCCAUCUGCAAAAGAACAAAAGGAAGAAGAGGAAAAAAGGAUAAAGGAACAUUUAACCGAAAGUUUAUUUUUUGAGCAGUCCUUUCAACCAGAGAAUAGAGCGGUCUCCUCUGGCCCGAGCCUGCUGACCGUCUUCCUGGGAGCGGUGUGCAUCGGUGCCCUGAUGCUUCCCACGCUGGGCGAUGUGGAGUCACUGGUGCCUGUCUGCUUGCACUUGAGUGUGAAUCAAAAAUUAGUGGCUGCUUAUAUCUUGGGUCUUAUCACAAUGGCUAUACUUAGAACAUGAGCAAGGAAUUCAGUUGACUUCUGAAGUAAACUUAUCUUGCAAAUAUGAAUGCGGACUGCCUUUUAUCUCUCUCUCACUCCAUUAACAUGCGGCAAACUAUUGAGUGAUUUACAGUAAUUGCAAAACUAUAAUAUAUAUUUUAAAUUACUCUCUAAUUUUAUUGGAAGGACUCCAGCUCAUUAUGUCACAGACAGCAAGGAUGCUUUUGAGCGACCCCUAGGAAAUUAUUUGAAGAAACUCUUUUUAUAUCUAAAGCUAUUGUGCAAAAGACUUUAAUUAAAACAUCUGCUAUUUUGUCAUCUUUUUUUUUCUUAAUUCACUUUGAUUCCUAAGGUCAUACAUCCUUCAAAGUGAAAGGCCUGAAAGAGCAAACUGACCAGCCUGAACAUUAAAUGACAUUUAUUUCCUAACUACAAACAGCAAUGUUACUAUGUAAA